Molecule: messenger RNA, 4238 nt
Organism: Punica granatum (pomegranate)
Lineage: Eukaryota; Viridiplantae; Streptophyta; Magnoliopsida; Myrtales; Lythraceae
Source: RefSeq, a predicted model, not a curated record
UGUUAGUAUAGAAAUUUUAAAAGGAAAAAUUUCUAAACUUCCUGUUAAAAAAUCAACCUCGAUGUCAAAUUUGAGGCGGGGCGGGAAGCACGUAGCCCCGCCCGGGAAGGUAUUUGAACAUCAUCCUUUCCGUCGUGGCUCCUAUGCAUGACUAUGGCGUAUUUCAGCUACAGAGCCUUUCUGAGGGAUGGCUUCUCGAAGAUCACCGAUGAAUCCCUCGGAAGAGCUCUCCACGCCCUCUGCCUGAAGGGUCUCUUCUAUCUCAGCACAUUACACACCAACACCCUCAUCUACUUCUACUCCAGGCUUGGCCGCACUGACCUCGCCCGCUAUCUGUUCGAUCGAAUGCCCGACAGAAACCAGGCCUCAUGGAACACCAUCAUAUCGGGUUACGUUCAGGCGGGGCUAUUCACCGAAGCAUUCAUGUUCUUUGACCACCACCGUGCCUGCAGUCUCUCCCCCAAUGGGUUCGUCCUUGCAAGCUUGAUCACGGGCUGCGAUCGUUCUGGCCGUAUGCUUGAGGAAGGUGCCCAACUGCAUGGUCUCGCUGCUAAGAUUGGCUUGACGUGUGAUGUCUUUGUGGGCACUUCCAUUCUGCAUUUCUAUGGCGCAUACGGGCUCAUUUCUCUUGCGAGGAAGUUCUUCGAUGAGAUGCCCCACAGAAAUGUGGUAUCUUGGACUUCGUUGAUGGUCGGGUACUUGAACUCUGGCCAGCCUUCCGGGGUGGUCGAGUUAUACAGGUGUAUGAGGCGCGAGGGAGUGAUUUGCAAUGAGAAUACAUUUGCUACACUGGUCAGCUCUUGUAGCUCGCUAGAGAACGACAUAACUGGUCGUCAAGUCCUUGGGCACAUUAUGAAAUCGGGGCUUGAAAGGUAUACGUCUGUUGCUAACUCUCUCAUCUCAAUGUUUGGUAGCUUCGGUGGCAUUAGAGAAGCCCGUUACAUCUUCAAUCAUGUUAUCGAGCGUGAUACAAUCUCGUGGAAUGCGAUAAUUUCUGCUAAUGUAAGCAAUGGGCAUUAUAAGGAAUCUCUUAGCCUCUUCCAUCAAAUGCGUUUCUCUCAUGAAAACCUCAAUCCUACCACUCUUUCUACCUUGUUAACUGCAUCAGGCUCUCCUGAUGGGUUGAAGUGGGGCAAAGGGAUUCAAAGUCUACUGGUAAAAUCUGGAUUGAGCUCAAAUAUUUGUGCACGCAACACUCUGUUGAGUAUGUACUCUGAGGCCGGAAUGUUUGAGGAUGCAGAAUUAGCGUUCCAUGAAAUGCCGGAGAGGGAUUUGAUAUCUUGGAAUUCCAUGAUUGCUUGUUAUGUUCUUGAAGGCAGAUGCCUGAAUGCCUUGGAGCUCUUCUGUGAGAUGCUUUUCAUGGGAAGAGAGAUGAACUAUGUCACCUUCACGAGUGCUUUAAGUGCUUGCUCAGGUCCAAAGUUCCUGAUUCAAGGUAAGAUCAUUCAUGCGCUUGUAAUCCUCGUGGGGUUACAGGAUAGCUUGAUCAUCAACAAUGCAUUAAUUACCAUGUACGGGAAGCUUCAACUGAUGUCUGAAGCUAGGAGGGUAUUCCAGAAAGCACCUAAGCAUGAUAUUGUGACUUGGAAUGCACUUAUUGGGGGUCAUGCUGAGAAUAAGGAAUGUGAGGAUGCGAUGAAAGCGCUUAAGCUACUGAGAGAAGAAGGGCUUGUUGAGAACUAUAUCACCAUAGUGGGUGUUCUCGGUGCUUGCUUGACUUCCAAUGAUUUGAUGACACGAGGAAUGCCUAUUCACGCUCAUGCUGUGGUAAUCGGGUUCGAAUCAGAUAAUUAUGUACAGAACUCGCUUAUCUCGAUGUAUGUCAGAUGUGGGGACCACAGUUCGGGUGACCGCAUCUUCCAUGCCAUGGAUGCUAGAGAUUCCAUCACAUGGAAUGCGAUCAUCUCUGCUAGCGCUCAUCAUGGGCAUUCUGAGGAAGCGCUAAAACUUUUCAGGGCAAUGAUAGCCUCUGGAGUUGAAAAGCUAGAUAAUUUCAGCUUUUCAGGGGGGCUUGCUGCAGCUGCGAAUCUUGCCGUGCUAGAGGAGGGUCGAGAACUUCAUGCUCUGGUCACGAAGCUUGGGUUUGAAGCCGAUCUUUACGUUAUAAAUGCGAUGAUGGACAUGUAUGCAAAGUGCGGGGAAAUGGACUGUGUGAUGAAUAUUCUUCCCAAACCGAUGGAACGGUCACGAAUGUCUUGGAAUGUUCUCAUAUCAGCUUUCGCGAGACACGGGUGCUUCGAGGAGGCAAGGAAAGCCUUUCACGAGAUGGUAGAGCUUGGGUUGAAGCCUGAUCAUGUCACCUUCGUGUCUUUGCUUUCUGCUUGCAGCCAUGGUGGUUUAGUAGACGAGGGCCUUCAGUACUACGAUUCCAUGGAAAAGGACUUUGAGGUCUCACCAGGAAUAGAGCACUGUGUAUGCAAGGUUGAUCUUCUCGGUCGAUCAGGAAGGUUCACUGAGGCUGAAGCUUUUAUAGAGAAAAUGCCUGUUAUGCCCACCGACCAUAUAUGGAGAAGCUUAUUAUCUGCGUGUAAAGUCCACGGCAAUUUGGAGCUCGGGAGAAGGGCGGCAGAACAGCUUUUCGUGCUGGACCCAUCAGAUGACUCAGCAUACGUUUUAUACUCAAAUAUCUGUGCUACAUCAAGAAGAUGGGAAGAUGUGGAGAGCGUGAGGAGGCGAAUGGGGUCAAUAAGGAAGAAACCUGCAUGCAGCUGGGUGAAGCUGAAAGACUCGGUGAGUUCAUUCGGUAUGGGAGACAAGUCCCAUCCACAAAUGGAGCAAAUACAAGGAAAGUUGGAGGAGCUCAAGAGGAUGAUCAAAGAAGCUGGUUAUGUUCCUGAUACGAGCUUCGCUCUGCAGGAUACAGACGAAGAGCAGAAGGAGCACAAUCUGUGGAAUCAUAGCGAGAGGCUUGCUCUUGCAUACGGUCUGAUGAACAUUCCUGAGAGAUCGACUAUUCGGGUGUUCAAGAACCUCCGAGUUUGCAGCGACUGCCACUCUGUUUACAAGUUCGUGAGCAAGAUUGUCAAUCGAAGAAUUGUUCUUAGAGAUGCAUAUCGAUUUCAUCAUUUUGAGGACGGCCGAUGCUCGUGCUAUGACUACUGGUAGAAAUCAUUUGUCCUUUUCUGCCUUCUGAUACGGUUGGUGCAGAAUCAAGUCAAAGGGAAUCCAAAAAAUAGUUCCGUGCAACAAAUAUGAAAAUGGAGUGGAUUCUUUUGUCCUUAUUCACUCCAGUGGCUUUGACUGACUUUGUCCCCAUUGAAUCCGCUACACAUGUACAAUAUGUGCCACAUACAGGGCCCGACAAGUUCAUAGAUUGAAAAUACUAAUAUUUGUCAUGGUUUACACUCUGAGGUGGCUGCUCUGAAACACUUGAAUACAUUGAAAAUCUUGAAAUACAAGUAUUUCUAUCCCAGUAAGUGUUUUGGAGCUAGCAGUGCUGUCUAAUACUGAAACUGUAUUUGGUGUUCCCUUGCUGGAUCACAGUUGCCUGGGCAUGAGUUAUUCUAGCUGCUCCUGGAGUUCGGCGAGGAAAAGGUUCUAGUGGAGCAAAAGAGAACAGAGCAGUAUAUCUCGAGAAACAGUGAAUUCUACCACUUGCCAUGGAACAGCAAGGGUGGUUAUAUACGUCAUCCAACCAUGUUUUCUUUCGCAGGCAAGAGAAGCCCUUGAGUAGAUGAACAAAAAGACUAGAAGGGUGUAACAAAGUAUGAAAUUCUGCAAGCUUUAUACUAUACAAACGCUGCAUGCAACAUGAUAUAUCAGAAGGAAGUAGGUAAGAAGGGAUCACAAUCGAGGAGGGGAUUCAAUUGAUUGAAUUCUUGUGGAAGAAAAUAUUUGUUAGGUGAGGUAUCCCUCUAGUCAUUGGAAUUCAAUUCACGUGUCUCCUUGGUGGAAAUGGCUAAGGUUGUGGAUAGCUUGCUGGCUUGACUCGAUCCAGGAUAAGUCGGAGCUAGUAUCAUUGAAGGUCUGUGGAGUAUUAAGGAUGACUAUUUAUAUGUAAUUGAUUGAUCUACUAUUGUGUCUUGAUUUCAUACGCUAUGAUGGUGUGCAAGGCUUAUUUCCGGUAACUUGUAAGAUAAAACGGGAUAGCAUGAAAUGAGGUCAACUUCGUCUUGGUUCGAUGGAGGUGCUUAUAUGUUCAUAGCUUCUGAAUUGGGUAGAUAUCUCCCUUAUCUAGAAUAUUAAUUAGCCUUCUUUUGGCAUGAGAGUCAAUAAGAAAUUAACUUGCAGAGAGUCAA